UGGGAGUCAUUGCGAUCGGAGGCGGCUGUCUCAGAACUGCUUGGCCCUGCCGGGAGGAGGCGCCACUCGCGAUUGCAGGUGCCCGCGCUGGGGCAGCGAUUCAACCUCACUCCGGUUGGCCGAGGAGAAAAAGGAGAAGGAAAGGGCCGGGCCGGGUCCCCGCCCCUCGCUCCCCGGAUGGAUGUGCCUGGCCCGGUGACACGGCGGGCGGCGGCGGCGGCCACCAUGCUCCUGCGCACGGCUCGGGUCCCGCGCGAGUGCUGGUUCGUGCCCACCGCGCUGCUCUGCGCCUACGGCUUCUUCGCCAGCCUCAGGCCUUCCGAGCCCUUCCUGACCCCCUACCUGCUGGGGCCCGACAAGAACCUUACGGAGAGGGAGGAGACUUUAGAAGGUCCAAGAGCAGUCAUCUUAGAUAGAGCUGUUGUUAACCAAGGCCAAAGACAAAAGGAGGAAAAAAAGGUCUUCAAUGAAAUAUAUCCAGUAUGGACUUACUCUUACCUGGUGCUGUUGUUUCCUGUGUUCCUUGCCACAGACUUCCUCCGUUAUAAACCUGUUGUUCUGCUGCAGGGACUCAGCCUUAUUGUUACAUGGUUCAUGCUGCUCUAUGCCCAGGGACUGCUGGCCAUUCAGUUCUUGGAAUUCUUCUAUGGCAUUGCCACCGCCACUGAAAUUGCCUAUUACUCCUACAUCUACAGCGUGGUAGACCUGAGCAUGUACCAGAAAGUCACGAGUUACUGUCGAAGUGCCACCUUGGUGGGCUUCACAGUGGGCUCUGUCCUAGGGCAGAUCCUCGUCUCAGUGGCAGGCUGGUCCCUAUUCAGCCUGAAUGUCAUCUCUCUUACCUGUGUUUCUGUGGCUUUCGCUGUGGCCUGGUUUCUGCCUAUGCCACAGAAGAGUCUUUUCUUUCACCAUGUUCCUCCCUCCUGCCGGGGAGCAAAUGGCGUCAAGGUACACAGUGGUGGCAUUGCUACUGAUACCUCAGCUUCUAACCACCUUCCGCAGUGGGAAGACGUUGAAUCAAAAAUCCCUCUAAAUACAGAGGAGCCUCCCAUGGAGGAACAGGAAUCCAAGCCAGACCGUCUCCUUGUGCUGAAGGUCCUGUGGAAUGAUUUCCUGGUGUGCUACUCUUCUCACCCUCUGCUCUGCUGGUCCGUGUGGUGGGCCCUCUCCACCUGCGGCUAUUUUCAAGUCGUGAACUAUGCACAAGGCCUGUGGGAGCAAGUGAUGCCUUCUCGUCAUGCUGCCAUCUAUAACGGCGGCGUGGAGGCCGUGUCAACCUUACUCGGUGCUGUUGCUGUGUUUGCAGUUGGUUACAUAAAAAUAUCCUGGUCCAUUUGGGGAGAAUUGACAUUGUCUCUGUUUUCUCUCCUGAUUGCUGCUGCAGUGUACAUCAUGGACACCGUGGGUAACAUUUGGGUGUGCUACACAUCCUACGUUGUCUUCAGAAUCAUCUACAUGUUACUCAUCACUAUAGCAACUUUUCAGAUUGCUGCAAACCUCAGCAUGGAGCGCUACGCCCUAGUGUUUGGUGUAAAUACCUUCAUCGCUCUGGCACUGCAGACUCUGCUCACUCUGAUUGUGGUAGAUGCCAGUGGCCUUGGCUUGGAAAUUACCACUCAGUUCUUCAUCUACGCUGGUUAUUUUGCACUCAUUGCUGUGGUUUUCCUGUCUAAUGGUGCAGUCAAUAUUUUGAAGAAAUACAGAAAGCCGGAAGAUCCAGAAUCAAGUUCUCAAGUGACCACUUCAUAACACACUGCUAAUGAGCUUCUUAUCACAAGAACUCUGCACAGCAGCUGUGCCUGGAUUUAUUUAAUUUUUUAAAGUGUAGACACAUAUUUAUGAGUGUGCAUUUCAUGGCUUCAAAGCAGCCAAUUGACUAUACCUUGUCCUCCUAGAGUAAUAGAAUACUGUUCAGAAGUGAAGUGUAUUUCAUGGAUUAUUUACGAGAGCCAAUAUAAGGAUGACUUUUUUCUGAUUUGAAAGUGAGCUUGCUUUUGAAAACCAAGUAAUCAAGAGCAAUCAAGCAGCGCAUGGUGAUGUAUACUUGCUAGCAAGUGAGUCUGGUGUUUCAUAGGUCAAGUACUUCUGUAUCAGAUUAGCCAGAUGCUUGGCCUGGUGGGACCAGGGCUUCACAGGGGCCACAGAUGUUACAGGUCAGAACAGAAAUAUGUUCUAACAGCACCUGCCUCUGUUCAACUUAAUUCUUAUUUCUGUUAUUCACAUGCAUUUGUGUUUCUACAGAUGAAAGUUGUUCCUAUCACUGACAAUAUGUGCUCUGGUUUGGUGUUUUAUUAGGAAUAUAUGUCAUUUCUAAUUUAUUUUAAAAAAUUCAUUGUGUAAAUAUUCUCAGUUCCCAUCUUGACAAUUAUGUAUUUGUGUGGAUUUUUCAUUUUUACAUUAUUCAUAUGCUUCCCAGAGAAGCUAAUUUAGUUAAAUAAUAAGGCAAGUUUUGAGGCCUGCUAAAAAUCUAAGUGACCUAAUCAGAAAACUUAAGGCAGGUUUGCUUGUCUUUUAUUCUUCAGUAUGAAGGACUAUUAAUUCUAUGAUGAAAAGUUACUAAAUGGGCUAAAGAUAAAACUAACCCAUUUUUUAUUUGCAUUCCCUUUUAUCUCCAAAAUAAAAUGGACAAGUCUUUUUUUAAAUAACUUCAUCUCCAUUUAUAGCUUUUAUAUUAUGUCCUUCUUAUUCAAGAUAAAGAUGUCAUUAAGAGUUGGAUUAUUCCAAGGUCUUUUUCACAAACUGAGCCUCUUAUUAUUUUGGUGGGACAGGAACUAGGAUAGACUUAGUUUCUGCAUUUUGUACACUAAAUCUGCCUUUGUUUCUAAAGGUGGAUCAUCUUGAAUAUCUGCUUAAAAUAAGAAUUGCUAUUGAUUCCGUUUCCAGGUUACUUGAAAAAAAUGUUAUUCUGUGCACAUUUAAUUGGGAAGUUAGUCUACCAAGUGGUUGCUAGCCUAUGUGAGACGUAACUAUUUUGAAGCCAAUUUUGUUGCCUAAUCUUAAAAAAAAAAAACUAGGUUAACUUUUUUAGAACGACAUAGGUAAACACUGAAUAAGAGCGUCAAGAUUCCAAAACUGACAUAUUCAUUUAUGUAAGCAGGAAUUCUAGAAGCAAAUGAAUGAGGAUAAGAAUAAGUCAUUUUCCACUCACCUUCCUUUCUGAAUAAAGGAAAGGAAAAGAACACUAGCUAAGUAAGGGAAGAGGAAGUGAUAUCAUAAAUAGCAGCCUCUAAUUUUAUAUUUUGUCUUUGUUGUGUUUUAUUUUGCUACAUAGGGAAUGGUUUACUCAGAAACAAGUAGAAAAGUGGUAUUUGAGGAAUUUUAUUUAAUUUUUUAAAUAAAAUAGACUGUGGUACAAUCAAUCCUAAAGCAGUAUUUCCCUGGAAUUUAAUUCAAAGUUUGUGGUACACAGUUAGAGCCUUUACUUAUUUAAGACAAUAAUAAGUUUACAUCUUGGUGUGUGGCCCUAUUUGUAGAAUGCUGAACCCAAUUUGCAAGUUGUACUGUAUGCAGUUUUGUAAA
Molecule: messenger RNA, 3519 nt
Organism: Physeter macrocephalus (sperm whale)
Lineage: Eukaryota; Metazoa; Chordata; Mammalia; Artiodactyla; Physeteridae
Gene: SLC19A2
Product: solute carrier family 19 member 2
Exons: 7
Coding region: 178-1749 (523 amino acids)
Biological process (GO): thiamine transport; transmembrane transport
Cellular component (GO): plasma membrane
Molecular function (GO): thiamine transmembrane transporter activity
Source: RefSeq, a predicted model, not a curated record